AUGGACUGGUUAAAAGUAAGUCUGAUUAUUGAAGAGACCAAGUUGUUCUCGGCACUAGAACAACUGGUCGGCGGCGUCGCGUAUCCGUCCAGUGGUAACGACGUCGCCCCAUCAUUCUCAUCAUCCAAUCAAUAUGCCACGUGUCAACAACAGACGGAGGCCUAUCCGGCCGCCGACGACGAUUAUCAAGACCAAGAUGAUCAACUUUCAGAUGGCAUGAGCAUGAGGUUGCUCUGUAUUACCAGUGAGUUCCUCCCCAUGUUAACGUUGAUUGUUUCAGUUAAAAAGGCACGACUGCAGGGAACUGUUGACGAAUUCAACUCGUACGUCACUGUGAAACUGCAGAAUGUGAAAUCGACGACAGUGGCUGUUCGGGGAAAUCUACCGUGUUGGGAACAGGAAUUUAUUUUUGAAACGAAUCGACCCGACGACGGAAUGGUGCUCGAGUUGUGGGCAAAAGGAGUUUUAUGGGACAAAUUGAUAGGUGUUCAUUAUAUGCCACUAUCCGAUGUCAAGUACAGCAACGCCGCCGGUUCGGGUCAGUGGCUUCAAAUGGAUCAUGAAUUAGAAACAAGGAAUGGUCAAACUGUGGGAACGAGAGGUCCAACUGGUCACAACUUACUGGCAGAUGUAAGAUUCGAAUUGCCUUUUGAUGCGCAAGGCUGCGACGACGACAUCCAGUCGAAGCUGCUAGCGCUGAACGGACUCAUCGAACACGACCAGCUGAAUCCCAACCAUCACCGAGCACCGUUCAAUCAUUCGGGUUUGAGUGAAGACAGUGAUUAUACCUCCGACGUGUCCGUUCCAGUCAACCAUCAUCAGCUUCAUCCGAAUAGCUCCGCGCAUCAAUACGAAUCGCAUCUACAUCCGCAUCGCAGUCGACAACAGCUGCUGCAGCAUACUCGUGAAGGCGCAGCGAGUUAUGAGGACGAAGAAGACGCCUAUCACGCUAGAAAUCAACUUGAAACCGACGUCUAUCCUGACGACCAUCACCUCCUCCACGACGAUCAGUACGUACAUCCCCAUCACUCAUCAUCGUUCUACGACGAAUACGGUCCCAGUGGCAGCAAUCAGUAUCCGGGAUACGAUCAAAAGAGCUACGAGGACACGGUGACGCCGGUUCGCGAGUUUGGCGACUUGUCGGCCGUUCCGACGGCACAGCAGAAGUCUUCGUCGGCAAACCGAAGGAACCAGUUCGAUCAGGUUUACGGGUACGCGUCGAGCAGUGAGGAGAGAUAUGACACACCGAUGUCGAGCGGUCGAGUGCCCAGAGAUGAGCCAAUUCUGGAGCAUAACGAGCCGGAGUACGUGUACGAUCACAAUGGGUACGGGGAUGAUGAGAACUAUGGCAUCAAUCCGACUUAUUCGGAAGAUCAGUACGAUGAUCAUGGAGGACCAAACGACUAUUCAACACAUCAACAACAAUCAAGUGAUUUUAGGAAUGAUUAUAGUUCUUCUAAUUAUCAAGGAGAGUACUGGAACGAAUCCGAACCGCUCUCAUACAACAGUCGACCACCGAACGGACAUGUUAGAACUGGCACAUCGGGUUGGCGAGAACCCGGAACAUCAUCCUCCAGACCAACGUCAUCAAACGCAUGGAACUAUCAUGAUGACACUCACCAAUACGACGAAGUCGAUCGUGGAUCCCGUCACUCGUUCACUCGAACACCAUCAGUAGAUAGGCAGGAUAGACGAAGCGAUAGUGGGCGUGGCUACUAUGACGAUGAGGAUGGGCGCAGACCAGACUCUCACCACAAUUGGAGGUAUGAUUCGAUUCAGGAGGAAGAUGCGGAGAAAGACAACUGGAAACAGCAUGUGGAAGGAUAUCAGGAAGGGCAGGAAGGGGAUUCCAAAGAUGGCGCCGCUCGUCCCUCUCCUUCGAAACAAUCAUCUCCAGAUGGAUACCCGCCAGGAAGCAAGAAAGAGAUUCAUUUUGAAGAGCCCCCAUCACUCGUCCGUCAAACAAUUCACGAAGAAGAGGAGAAACGGAAUUAUCAAGAGCUCUGGCACAAUGCGUACAAGAGAGUUUGCGCCGAUUUGGGAAUCAAGCUGGCGCCGGCUGGGGGCCACGGUGCCAAUGCCACACCACCCUUACCACCACCAAUGGGCACCCCAAGAAUCUAUUCCAACAGCAUCAACAACAAUGUGUCAAAAACGACGGACUCGUUUCUCUCCAACUGUACACCACCACCAUCUAACGAUGCCAUGACCACGGAUCCCUCUCGGACACCAUCCACGUCAUCAAUGGUUCCGCCGAGUCUAGUGGUUCCUAGCUCACCGGGCAUUUAUCAGUACAACGAUAGCCCACCAUCCCCCGUGUCACCGAAUCCUCCUAUCAAACGAAGUGCGUAUAGGAUCCAAGAAACGUAUGAAGACAGAAAUGGAGGAAGGGAGAGGAUCUAUACAACUAGUUUGGCAAGGGUGUACCUGGAAAAAGUGAUGCCACCACCAGAAGAGCCAAAGGAUUGGAAAACGAAGGCAAAGACAAAACCAGCUAGGGCGUCUCCAGAGCCAGAUUUUCAAGAAUCCAACAUCUUCUUUGGAAAGGAAUUCCCAUCGACCAGUGCCGGACCUCCCCAAGUACACAAAUCAAUCUCCUAUGCGGCUUCAAACGAUGUUAUCCAGUUAAACAAGAAACGUACGAGUAUCACAACUUCUAAAACGACAUCAUCCGGUAUUAAUCGACGAGUAGAGACUUCACUUCCACCGAGACCCCCAACGUCUUCCUCUUCUGACCCAAUGAGACAACUUUUAACAUUUUCAAAGUCCUUCAAAAAAGUGCGACGCGCUCGCUCAGCAGUGCCACGGCGAAGGAAAAGGAAGCGGGUGAAAAUAAAGAGGUCUAGAAGUUGUCCGAAUUUAUGGAAAUGUGAGAGGGUACCAGUACAAAUGCGAAGUAAAAGUUUGACGUUUCUACGGGUUCCCAAGAAAUUGGUGCCUCAGAAACCUGUGAAAUCAGUGCGAGUGAAGAUACCAGCGGCACGAUGUGAAUCGGAUUCCAAAGCGGCGCAUAACAAGAAGAAACAAUUGUUGGAUGUUUAUAAAGAUCGAGGAAAGAAGAGCACAGUACUCGACGGCGACGGAUGCUCCGCCGCGAACGCCUUCUACAAGUCCAUCGAUGCGGCUCCCAACAUGAAUGUGGCACGCAACAAAACCAGUAUCCCACUGGUUUCCGAACUCACGAUGGCCACAAAACGAGCCCAAGCUGGAUUGGCGAAUGCAGCUAAAACAACGUUCGCGGACACGGAAUUGGUAAGAGCUGGGGACAAAAUUUGGAAAUUUGGGUUCAAUUUUUUAGGAAAUCCCACGUGUACAAGAAGACCCUUCAAGCGCUUAUCUACCCCAUAUCGGCGACGACCCCCCAUAACUUUGCAACUACCACAUUCCAGACCCCCACAUUCUGUUACGAAUGUGAGGGACUGCUGUGGGGAUUGGCACGUCAGGGGUGAAAGUUCACGAAAGUGUCGAGAACUUUUGAGUGCCGACUGUCUGCAGAGAGCCGCCGAGAAGUCGUCGAAGCACGGUGAAGCGGACCGAACGCAGUCUUUGGUAAACGUUAUCAGGGAUCGGAUGAUAAUCCAGGAACAGAAUAAGCCAGAGAUUUUCGCCAUGAUUCGCAACAUCUUCGAUGUGGAGGAGAAUAUGCAGAAGCAGACGUUGAAGAGUGUCAAGGAGUCGAUUUUGGAGGGAAGCAGCAAGUGGAGUGCGAAGAUUACGUUGACCGUGCUCUGCGCUCAAGGGCUCAUCGCCAAGGACAAAACCGGCAAAAGUGAUCCGUACGUGACGGCACAAGUGGGCAAAACGAAACGACGCACACGAACCAUCCAUCAAGAGUUGAAUCCGGUCUGGAACGAGAAGUUUCACUUUGAAUGUCACAACUCGACGGACCGCAUCAAAGUUCGUGUGUGGGAUGAGGAUAACGAUUUGAAAUCGAAACUCCGUCAGAAAUUAACCAGGGAAUCUGACGACUUCUUGGGACAAACUGUAAUUGAGGUCAGAACGUUGUCCGGAGAAAUGGAUGUGUGGUAUAACCUCGAGAAGCGUACCGACAAAUCAGCGGUUUCCGGUGCUAUUCGUCUUCACAUUAGCGUUGAGAUCAAGGGAGAGGAGAAAGUGGCACCGUAUCAUGUACAGUAUACCUGUCUGCAUGAACAUCUGUUCGCGGCACACUGUGUUGAUGAUGAGGUCAAAUUGCCGAAAGUCAAGGGGGAGGACAGUUGGAAGGUGUGCUUCCAGGAAACUGGACAAGAGAUUGCUGAUGAGUUUUCGAUGCGAUAUGGUAUUGAGAGUAUCUAUCAGGCGAUGACCCAUUUCGCGUGCCUUUGUACCAAGUACAUGUGCUCAGGUGUACCAGCCGUUUUGUCAACACUUCUUGCCAAUAUAAAUGCCUAUUACGCCCAUACGACUGCCACGUCGGCAGUCUCGGCUCCUGACCGAUUUGCCGCUUCGAAUUUCGGAAAAGAGCGAUUUGUGAAGCUGUUGGACCAACUGCACAACAGCUUGAGAAUCGAUUUAGGAGCUUAUAGGAAUCAUUUCCCGUCGUCGUCGCCCGCCAAACUACAGGAUCUCAAAUCCACCGUAGACCUGUUGACAUCGAUUACGUUCUUUCGUAUGAAAGUUCUCGAACUAGUGAGCCCACCGCGAGCCUGCACUGUGGUUAGCGAAUGCGCGAAAGCCUGCAUGCAGCAAACAUAUCAAAUGAUGUUCGUCGCAUGCGAAGAGCAGUUCGCAAUCAACGACACAUCGGUCACAUUCUGGUACGAAUUCAUCGACUAUAUCAUGCGAGUCAUUGAAGAGGAUCAAAAGAGCUAUGCGCCGACACUGAAUCAGUUUCCACAGGAUCUUAACGUCGGAAACUUGUCUGCGGAUACCCUAUGGACGCUGUACAAGACGGAUCUGAAGGUGGCACUUGAGGAGCAUGCGGAGAAGAAGAAAUGCAAAACUCCGGAAUACAUGAAUUUGUAUUUCAAGGUUAAAGGAUUCUACUUCAAGUAUAUCAGUGAGCUGAGCAACUACAAAAAUGGUAUUCCGGAGUUUCCGGCGUGGUUCAUUCCAUUUGUUAUGGAUUGGCUCAAUGAAAAUGACGAGCACUCGAUGGACAUUUUGAGAAAUGCAUAUAAUGUCGACAAGGCGGACAAUUUCCCACAAACAUCAGAGCACACGAAAUUCUCCAACAGUGUCGUUGACGUCUUCACACAACUGAACGCUGCUCUGAAGCUGCUCAAACAGAUGGACUGUCCUAAUCCAGAAGUGUCGGCGGACAUGAUGAAGCGAUUCAGUAAAACUCUCAAUAAAGUGCUCCUCGCGUACGCCGAUAUGGUACAAAAAGACUUCCCCAAGUUUGCGCAUGACGAGAAGUUGGCGUGUAUUCUGAUGAACAAUGUUCAGCAGUUACGUGUUCAACUUGAGAAAAUCUAUGAAACGAUGGGAGGUACCGAACUCGACGAACACAUUGGACACGUGCUUACUAUCCUUCAAAAGAAGUUGAACGCGGUGCUCGACAAGCUCUCCGCAGAAUUCGUUGCUACAUUGGAACCCCAUAUUCAUGAGCAAACAAUCAAACUGGGCAUGCUGCUGGUUAAGAUCAAGGGACCCCAACUGCAAAAGACGCAGGUCCAACCAGAAGCCGAUGCUGUUCUGGAACCUCUCAUGGAUCUUCUGGAAGGUUCGCUGAGACGAUAUGCAGAUCAGUGUGAAAAGACAGUGCUCAAGUACAUUCUCAAGGAGUUGUGGAAAAUAACAAUUGUGAAUAUGGAGAAGAGAGUUGUACUACCCCCUCUGUCAGAUAAGGCACUUCUCAAACAACUUCCAAAUGCAAAGAUCGGAGAUGUUACGAAGCUCAUGUCUACUAAUAUUCAAAGUAUCAAAGGAAUGAACUCUGUGAAGGAUAUGAUGGAUAUUGCUAGAGAAUCAGAGAAAUCGCUUACUCCGAAACAAUGCACGGUGCUGGAUUGUGCUUUGGAUGCUAUUAAAGACAGUUUCCAUGCGUCUGGAAAGGGUUUGAAGAAGUCGUUCUUCGAGAAAUCACCGGAACUUCAAUCCCUGAAAUAUGCUCUCAGUUUGUAUACACAGACAACCGAGCAAUUGAUCAAGACGUUUAUUACAAGCCAGAGACAACAAGGUAAGAGGAAGAAGAUCAAAGGUUUAUUGAUUUAUCGAUUUUUUGUAGAUCUUCCAAGUCAAGAACAACCAGUUGGAGAGGUCAGUGUACAAGUCGAUUUAUUCAGUCAUCCAGGAACUGGCGAGCAGAAAGUCACCGUUAAAAUCCUUGCUGCCAACGAUCUCCGCUGGCAAACGUCAUCAGCAUUCAAGCCAUUUGUCGAAGUCCAUCUCGUUGGACCACAUCUCUCGGACAAAAAACGCAAAUGUGCCACGAAGAGCAAACCUGGAAACUGGGCUCCGAAGUUUAAUGAAACGUUUCAUUUCUUCCUCGGAAAUGAAGGAGAACCUGAGCACUACGAGCUCAUGUUCCAAGUCAAGGACUACUGCUUCGCCCGUGAAGAUCGCAUCGUGGGUGUUGGUGUCCUUCAGUUGUCGGCUGUCGUUGAUCAAGCGGGAUCCUGCGCAAUGUGGGUACAACUCGGUACUCGUCUUCACAUCGACGAGACUGGUCUCAUCUUGUUGAGGAUUCUAUCGCAACGACAGACUGAUGAGGUCGCCAAAGAUUUCGUCCGCCUGAAAACCGAAUGCCGUUACGAGACGGAAACCGUGAUGGCCGCAUCGGCUUCCAGUCAAAACAUCAAUAGAACGUGA
Caenorhabditis briggsae is the source of this 6753-nucleotide messenger RNA. It is a transcript of the gene Cbr-unc-13, whose product is annotated as Protein CBR-UNC-13. Bases 1 to 6753 code for a protein of 2250 amino acids. NCBI's taxonomy places the organism in Eukaryota, Metazoa, Nematoda, Chromadorea, Rhabditida, Rhabditidae. Gene Ontology annotation, molecular function: calcium ion binding; phospholipid binding; calmodulin binding. Gene Ontology annotation, biological process: synaptic vesicle maturation; synaptic transmission, glutamatergic; synaptic vesicle priming. The transcript has 31 exons. Gene Ontology annotation, cellular component: presynaptic active zone cytoplasmic component; neuromuscular junction; terminal bouton. The record is from RefSeq and is a predicted model, not a curated record.